CUAGUACAGAAUGUGGAACACACCAAUACAAUCCAUUCCUACAAAUAUGAAACUGAAACCAAAAGAAAAGUCAAGAAGUAGUUCCCACAUAACCAAAACUGAAGCCACAAUACCAGUCAAUCGUGAAAUGAAAUCCAAUCAUCCCCCGCCGUCUUCCGCCGUUGACCACUCCUUUUUCCUACAUCGCAUCUCCCCAAUUUUAACGUCACGUGGACCACAAUCUCAUCUUCAUCUUGUAAAAUUAAAAUUGAUCUCUUCUAUAUAUUUAAUUAACCCACAAUUUUCAUAUCCCCAGAGAUCUCGUUCGAUAUCUGCAAACUAAUCCCAAUUCUCCAUAGAAUUUCAAGAAUCAGUGAAUCUUGACUGGCCACUCACCACUAUAAAACUAAUCUUCUUCUUUCCUUGUUCAAGAAAAUAAUGGUGGAUUCGUCAGGAAAAGGAGGUGAUCAUGUGGUUGAGCUAGCAGGGAAAGUAAUGGUGGUGGGAAUCAUCCUCCUCUUCUUCGUUGCAAUCUUUUUCGUCUGUCUCCAUCUCUACUUCAGAUGGUUCUAUCUCCACCGUCAGACCCCAAUCAGGCGGCGGCGGCGCCUCGAUUUCUCCGGCGGCCACGAAGAUGUAACAGUGAUUCCCAGCUCCCGCAUUGGCCUGGAAGCCUCUGUUCUGAAAUCGAUACCUGUGGUUGCAUUCGAUGCGAAGGAAUUUGAAGAUGGAUUGGAAUGUGCAGUGUGUCUGUGUGAAGUGUUGGAAGGUGAGAAGGCGAGGAUUCUGCCCAAAUGUAGGCAUGGGUUUCAUGUGGAAUGCAUUGAUAUGUGGUUCCAUUCUCAUGCUACUUGCCCUCUCUGUAGAAACUCUGUUUCCAAAUCAAGGUUGCAUGAUGAGGAUGAGGCUCCAAAUCUGCCCGCAAACGUGCUGUUUUUCGGUCCUUGUGUGGACGACGAGGAUCAGCCGUCCACGUCAGCCACGGCUAGCGGUGGGAAUGAGAUGGUGGUGAUUGAUGUUAAUGUUCCGCCACUCCACUGAAUAAAAACGGAUUUGAAUCACGUGUCAUGCUCAAAGCCACUGUAGGCACACCCUGCUGUGGCUUUCAUCGCAACAAGGGAUCCAAACCCAAACCCGAAGAAGAACUCAUCAAUGAGGAAAAGGGGCUGCUUGCAGGUUUUAAGUGAUCAAAAUGCAGGGUUAUUUAUUUCAUGCUCCAGAUUUAUUUAUUUUUUUGGCAAACUUAAUUUACAAACUACAUUAAGUUCUUGAGUUAGAAUUCCAUUAGCCUUGUGAAUUUUGUUUAGCUGUCACAAUCCAAGAACAAUUAUUGGUGA
This is a messenger RNA of Salvia hispanica, 1316 nucleotides long. NCBI's taxonomy places the organism in Eukaryota, Viridiplantae, Streptophyta, Magnoliopsida, Lamiales, Lamiaceae. The record is from RefSeq and is a predicted model, not a curated record.